UCCUCUUCCUCCAUUCAGAUGGACCCUGCCCUCUCUAUGUACUCCCCCCAGUACUACCAAUACCCGCAAUCCCAACAGUCGCAUCAACACCUCAAUCCCCCGUCGGCUGUACCAACCAGUCUUUCCUCACCCUCUUCUCAAGGCUCCGAGACGAUGGCAACACCACCAACAGAGUAUGCUGCGUCCACCAGCACGAACGCAAACGGGAAGAGACCAGUGUCUCCUCGCGCGCAGCUCAGUAAUGGUCAGAAAAAGCCGCGGAAGGAUGAGGAUGUGGAUGAGGAUGUAUUGGCAGAGAAAGGGGACGAGCCCACGAAAGCAAAACCCACGCGUGGAUCGCGAGCGUGUACAGUGUGUCGACGGCUCAAGAUGAAGUGUGUGGGAGCGGAGAAUGGUCCACCAUGUAAACGCUGUCAAGCGGGGAAUCACGAGUGCAUUUUUGAGGAAUCAAAUCGCGGAAAGAGAUCUACAAAAAAACAUGAGAUUCUCACUCGCUCUCUGCGAAAAAUGGAGCGUACUUUGGAUACCAUCUUUCGCUCUCUGGGCGCUCCGCCAUCUGAUGGGCCUUCGAGAUCGCCAUCCCCUCCCGGCCAACCGCCACCGUCUGGCGAGACGCACCCCCUCCUAGCAUCCCCUACCCCUUCGCCAAGACAGCUACAUCGGAGAAAUACAGAUCAACCGCCAGCGUCACCGAAACUGCCAUCAUUACCAGAUGAUUCGCUCAACCCCUUGGGUCUGCUGGCUGAGGCUAGCCUUGCGAACCGACGCGCUCAGGCCGGAGGCAAGUCGGAUCUGGCUUCUACGGCCAUGUUGACGCGAACAUCGGAGCCGUCGAGGAUGGGUGUUGCGAGUGACCUAUACUUUAAGCCAGGUCCAAUGAGUAUAUUGCCUCUACGACGAUUAUAUAUUGAGCGACAGAUUCAACCUGAGAUGCUGAGCUUCGUGAGUACGGAAGAAGUGAUAGCGCUGUUCAAAAUAUAUUUUGAUCACAUGAAUAUACAUUGUGCCCUGCUGGAUGCUGAGUAUCACACCCCAGCGCUAGUCUGCUCGCGAUCGCCUUUCCUGCUCACGACCAUUUGUGCGAUCGCGGCGAGGUUCUAUGAUGCUCGUGCCGAGCUAUACCCGAGAUUAACUGAAGUAGCGAAGAAGCUGGCGUUCAACGUGCCGGCAAAGGGCUACAAAUCCGUUGAGAUCGUCCAGGCGUAUUUACUGAACACGCUCUGGGGCUGCGGGCCGGUGGAGCGUUACGAGCAGGAUCGGACAUGGAUGCUGCUCGGAAUGGGCAUCAGGCAAGUGAUUACUAUUUCGAUGGCGAUCGACCUAAAUAUGCAUCGGCGCACGGAGGUCUCGAGCGACGAUUCAGAAGAGGGCCGUGCGCGUGAUCGGGAGCUGCACAACCGAGAGCGCACAUGGAUUCUGUGCUUCAUUCUGGAUCGAAGCUUCAGCGCCCAGAUGGGCAAGCCCUAUACCAUCAAGGAGGACUUUAUCGUACGCAAUGCUUCGUCGUGGUACCGAUCGCCGGUGGCUAUGCCCUCCGACGCUUAUACGGCAGCACUCGUGGACCUACAACGUAUCCUUACACGUAGUCUUGAUCUGCUCUACUCGGGCAACACCACCUCGUCAGGGCUGCAAGUGGACUGUGACUAUCUUCUUGUCAUCAAGACGAUGGAGACGCAGCUGCUCGCGUGGCAGCACGAGUGGCUCAAGAUCAGGAAGGUCCACCUCGCAUCGAAGAUGGACGUACUCCGGAAAUACAGCCAGCUCAGCUGCGAGCUUUACUUCCACUACGCCAUGCUCACCAUCAACUCGUUCGGGCUGCAGAAUGCGCUGCAGCGCUCUCCGGUGGACAUUGGACAUUUCUUCACACGAUGCCAUUUGUCCGCGGUGAAGUGCGUGACGAUCAUCCGCGACGAGUUCGGCCCCCUUGGGUACCUCAAGUACGCGCCGGACUCCCUUUUCGUACAGGGAUCGUAUGCAGUUCUCAGCCUGUUGAAGCACCUACGUCCAGAGUUCAAGGCGUUCCUAGAUCACGAGCAGAAGACGAUAGCCCUCGUCAAGGAUGUUGCAGGUGUCUUCGAAAGCGUUGCUGUCAGCCCUCUACACACGCCGGCCCUGUACAGCGUUUUCCUGCGCGCACUUAUAUCGGCACGAACGGAAGCUAAUAGCAUUGCUCCUACAAUCCGCGGCGCCGAGGACGAGGACCAAGAGGAGUCUGCUCCCGGGGCGCGCAAGGAGACAGAGCCUUCGACUCCAUCCGAGCCCGACAUUACACAUUCGAACAGCCAGCAGGCGGCAUCUCUGUCGGCACCUGCAGCGUCUGAUCCGUUCGCGGGAUACUUCCAGAACGGCGAAAUGGGGCCAGUGGCAGACAUAUCGACGUUCCCACCGACGAUGGCCCCCAGCCCGACCCAGCUGGACAUGAGCAUGCUCUCGAUGGAUAGCAUCCUGAGCGCCGACUUUUGGGACAACGUCCUCGUUCCAGGAUCCUCGAAUACGUUGGAGAGCCUGAGCAAUGGCUUCGUUUACGGCGCGGGCGGGAGCGGGCUGAUUACGCCGCGCAUGUGGACGUCUUCGCUUCCUUCGAUGCCGGGUAGUCCUGGCCAGAACACCGAUGGUCGGGCGGGCGAGUAUGUCCAUGACAAGAGCCAGCACACAUUCGGCCGCGUGCAGUCGCACGCGCUCAACUCGUGACGAUGGAGGCUAGCCUAAAACUACUUAUCACUGUUUCCCGCGUCGUGAUACACAUUCUAUCGUUUCCUUUUCCCUUUGCUUUUUUGCUCUGUCAUCGAGCUUACUGUAGGUCUCUAAUCUCGCCGAGCGUUGUCGUAGCUAGUCGUAAUCCCGUUAUAGUA
This is a messenger RNA of Postia placenta MAD-698-R-SB12, 2852 nucleotides long. RefSeq lists its product as hypothetical. The transcript is spliced from 13 exons. Gene Ontology annotation, biological process: DNA-templated transcription; regulation of DNA-templated transcription. Gene Ontology annotation, cellular component: nucleus. Lineage: Eukaryota; Fungi; Basidiomycota; Agaricomycetes; Polyporales; Adustoporiaceae. Gene Ontology annotation, molecular function: DNA-binding transcription factor activity, RNA polymerase II-specific; zinc ion binding; transcription cis-regulatory region binding. The record is from RefSeq and is a predicted model, not a curated record. The coding region runs from base 19 to 2691 and encodes 890 amino acids.